CCGCUCUGGCAUUUGUGAAUCUUUGCAGAUUCAUUAUUUCUUCAGCGCUCUAGGACUUUAAACAAAAAUGUCUCCAGACUGAUUCUCUGACCUUCUCAACACUGCCUACUUCUAAACCAGCAACAAACGAUCUCUUCCUGAAGAACCUUCAAAAACCUGGAACUAGGAUGGGAUCCUGGUGGCGACUGCUACAGUCCUUGCUUUACAUCCAUGUGCUGCUGCCACUCUUUGCUGAAGGUGUCACCAGAGUCUAUUACCUGGGGAUCCACGAAGUGAAAUGGAACUAUGCCCCAACAGGGAAGAACAUAAUCAGCAACCUAAACAUUACAGCUGACCUAGAAGCCUCUGCAUUCCUCCAGCCUGGCAAGGACAGGGUAGGAAGCAUAUACAAAAAAUCUGUCUAUAAGCAAUACUCAGACUCCACGUACACAACUGAGAUCAGCAAACCUGCCUGGCUGGGGUUUCUUGGGCCCAUCAUCCGAGCUGAAGUGAGCGAUACCAUUCUUGUGCACCUAAAAAAUUUUGCCAGUCGGCCAUACACGAUCCAUCCUCAUGGUGUGUUCUAUGAAAAGGACUCAGAAGGGUCCCUGUACCCCGAUGUGUCCUCACAGGAGCAUAAGAAGGAUGAUUCCAUUCCACCAGGAGGGAAUCAUACAUAUACUUGGACUAUACCUGAAAAUCAUAGCCCAACAGCUGAUGACACAAACUGCUUGACCUGGAUCUACCACUCUCAUAUUGAUGCACCAAAGGAUGUUGCUUCUGGGUUAAUUGGGCCAUUACUGACAUGCAAAGAAGGAGUGCUAACUGGCACCUCCCAAAGGCGGCAUGAUGUGGACCUGGAUUUCUUUUUGAUGUUCAGUGUCAUAGAUGAGAACCUGAGCUGGUAUUUGGAUGAAAAUAUUGCUUCUUUCUGCACUGACCCAGGCUCUGUCAACAAGGAAGACAAAGAGUUUCAAGAGAGCAACAGAAUGCAUGCUAUUAAUGGUUAUUUGUUUGGCAACCUGCCGGAUCUGACAAUGUGUGCUGGGGAUCAGGUAGCAUGGCACCUCUUUGGGAUGGGCAACGAGAUUGACAUCCACACAGCCUUCUUCCAUGGACAAAUGCUCACCAUCAGAGACCACAAGACUGAUGUGGCCAGCCUUUUCCCAGCUACUUUUGUGACAGCCAACAUGAUCGCCAUUAACCCUGGGAAAUGGCUUCUGAGCUGUCAGGUCAAUGAUCACUUCAAAGCUGGAAUGGAGGCACUCUAUGAAGUCAGACAUUGUUCUCAGAAAACUCCGGAGUCAACCCUUACAGGGAAAGUCCGGACAUACUACAUAGCUGCAAAGGAAGAACAAUGGAAUUAUGGACCCUCAGGACUUGACCUGAGCACUGAGGAAAGCUUGCAGAAGCCAGGGAGCCCUGCUGAGCAGUUCUUCAAGCGGAGCCCCAGUCGGAUUGGGGGAACUUACUGGAAGGCCAGAUACACGGAAUACACUGAUGCAACUUUCCGGGUGGAAAAAGAGCGGUUGAAAGAAGAGAAGCAUCUUGGGAUACUUGGUCCAGUGAUAAAAGCUGAAGUGGGAGACACCAUCUUGGUGAUAUUUGCUAACAAAGCCUCCUGGCCCUUCAGCAUUCAGCCCCAUGGAGUACUUUAUGGGAAGGAAUGGGAAGGAGCUAUCUAUCACAAUGGCCUGUCGUGGAAUGGAGUCUCUGUUAAACCUCUCCAUAAUUUCACAUAUCGCUGGACAGUACCACAGCAUGUUGGACCCACAGCCAGUGACCCUCCUUGCUUAACCUGGAUGUACUCCUCUGCUGUGAAUCCCUUCAGAGACACUAACUCAGGCUUAGUUGGCCCCCUGUUGAUCUGCAAACCUGGAACUCUGACUGACAACAACAAACAGAAAGGGAUCGACAAGGAAUUUUACCUUCUCUUCAGUGUGUUUGAUGAGAAUCUCAGCUGGUAUUUAAAUGCAAACAUAAAGUACCAUUUGAAAGUGGAAGAGGCCUCUGUAGAAAAGAAUGAAGCUUUCAAGGAGUCCAACAGAAUGCAUGCCAUUAAUGGAUUUAUGUUCUCUAACAUGCCCAAGCUGGAGGUAUGUAAAGGAGACACUGUAGCCUGGCACCUGAUGGGCCUGGGAACUCAGGCAGACAUUCAUGGAGCAGUGUUCCAGGGAAAUACCUUUCAAAUGAAUGGGAUGAGAAGAGGUACAGCCAAUCUCUUCCCUCACACAUUUGCCACUGCCUUCAUGCAGCCUGAUAACAAAGGGAAUUUUGAGAUCUAUUGCCAAACAGCCAACCACUAUCAGUCUGGGAUGAGGGAGCAGUACUUUGUUUCUGAAUGCGGCAAAAAGAUUCCUGCUCUUGCCCAGCACUAUGAAGGAGUGAGGACAUACUACAUCAUGGCAGAGGAGGUGGAGUGGGAUUAUGCACCAGAUCGUAGCUGGGAGCUGAAACGACACAACAACCCUGAGAAGGAAAGCUAUGGCAACAUAUUUCUAAGCAAUGAGAAUGGACUCCUUGGCUCUAAAUACAAGAAAGCAGUUUACAGGGAGUACACUGAUGGGACAUUCAAGAUACUCAAGAACAGGAGCAGUGAUGAUGAGCAUUUAGGGAUCUUGGGUCCUUUUAUCUGGGCAGAAGUUGGAGAUGUCCUCAAUAUUGUGUUUAAGAACAGUGCUACCCACCCAUACUCCAUUCAUGCACAUGGAGUACUGGAAAAGAAUGAUGGACAGCUGGAAGCUACAAUGCCUGGUGAAAUUGUAACAUACCGCUGGGACAUCCCGGAAAGGUCUGGCCCAGGAUCCAAUGAUUCUGCCUGUGUUUCUUGGAUCUACUACUCCAUGGUAGACCCUGUAAAGGAUAUGCACAGUGGCCUGAUUGGCCCCCUAAAGGUCUGCCGAAAAGGAAUACUGCACCCUAAUGGGAAAAGGAAGGACAUGAACAAGGAGUUUGCUCUCCUCUUCCUGGUUUUUGAUGAAAAUCAGUCCUGGUAUCUGGAGGAAAAUGUGGAAACUCAUGGAGAUCAGAGAAAGAUCAACCUGGAGGAUGAACGAUUUAUAGAGAGCAAUAAAUUGCACGCCAUAAAUGGUAGGGUCUACGCAAACCUGCCUGGGCUGACUAUGUACCAAAGAGACUGGGUGAGCUGGUACCUACUGGGAAUGGGCCAAGAGAUUGAUGUGCACACCAUCCAUUUUCAUGCCGAAAGCUUCAUACACAGGUACGGCAAGAUGCACAGAGCUGAUGUUGAGAGUCUGUUUCCUGGGACCUUUGUAAUGGUGGAGAUGCUGGUUGGGAACCCUGGGACUUGGCUGCUUCAUUGCCAUGUUUCAGAUCAUAUCCACGCUGGUAUGGAAAUACUCUUCCAUGUCUUACACAAACCAGACCCAGUGGCAAAAGUCAAAGAAGCUGGAGGAGUGACAACUCCUCCAGAUAAUGAGUCAAACAAUUUCAAUAUGUUUGGAUAUCAGCUGGAUCCAGGGCAAGUGCAAACCACAAUCAUCAUUCUGACCAUUGCAGGAAUUGUGCUGUUCCUCACUGCCAGCUUCCUGCUGGGAGUGAUCAUCCGCCUUGAGAGGCAAAAAAAAUUAAGACGCAACAAGAGAUCCAUACUGGAUGACAGCUUCAAACUCAUGUCUCAACAUAAUCAAGUGAUUUAGCAGCUAUGAAAAGCCUUAAUCCCAUACCUGGAGCAUAGUUUAGAACAUCUUUGCCAGGAAGGACUGUGGGGUAUCAUUUCAAACAUUAGCAAGUGACCCACCUUGGAAAGCCAAACAAGGAGCUCUGCAGCCCUGAUUUCUCCCCUGCACUCAUCAGUGCCUUGCUAAGAGAAAGUGUUCCCAUGGAAGAUCUUUGAACCCAUUCAGCUAGUGGAGGAGAAGUAGCAAAGACACAAAGAUUUCUGUAGUGCAUUUCUGUUCCUGAAGAAGACACAAUGAUGAACCAGGUUCACUUGAUCUAAUUGUCUUCCCCAACUGAAGAACUCUUCCACAGAAUUCCACCUUCACUCCACUGCUAGAGCUGGGUUGGCCACUGUCUUCUUAAGGAUCACAAGCCUGACUGAACUGAACUCAAAUAACCUAAACUAAACAAGAAUUGCUGAUAUCUGAAAGUAAGAUGAAAAUGCAGGGGAGAAGGCAUUUUCAUUAGAUUUGAUUCCUCUAUUUUUAUGAGCAGUGAGGCAAAUGCACAUACUAUGUACAAUGAGUACAUCUAUACUAGAUCCCUGCUUCUGCUAGGAGCCCAAGCUUCCAGCCAACUAAUCCACCUAUUCACGUAUGGCAAACCUGGAUAAGUGGUGAUGGGGGCACUCCUGGGUAUUCUUCCAUUGCUGCUAUCAGAUUCUGACUGAAUUUUAGAAUUUGCUGCAGAAGGAUACCUCUCAAAGUGCUUCACUGCCAUGUUCCUUGGUUUGACACUUGGAAGCAAGAGUGGGAGACCCUGGCAGUGGUGGAGACAUGGUAGAGACGUAUUCAAUGGUAUAGUGUCUGAACGACUCCAUUUAGGAGCAUAACAAUGGCUGUGCCUCAGCCAUCAGCACUGCUGACAUAUCACUGUGCAUAUAAGUACCUCAGGGAAAAUGCUUCAACUCAUGCUUCCAGAGCUUCGGUAUACAUGAUUGUGGGGAAAUAAAGCUUUUACAAGUGCUGUCAAAUGCCUUGACAGUUCCCAAUCUGUAAGUGGAAAUUAAAGUGCAAUAUAUAAGUGUUUAUACAGUUCUCAGGACAAUGGUGAGCUGAUAUGCUGUGAAACUGUGAUUUGAUUCUCUUUUUCCACUUUGCGUGAAAUAUAUAUUAUUUUAUUUAACCUAA
Molecule: messenger RNA, 4790 nt
Organism: Gavialis gangeticus (Gharial)
Lineage: Eukaryota; Metazoa; Chordata; Crocodylia; Gavialidae
Gene: HEPH
Product: hephaestin
Exons: 21
Coding region: 168-3638 (1156 amino acids)
Biological process (GO): iron ion transport
Cellular component (GO): plasma membrane
Molecular function (GO): oxidoreductase activity; copper ion binding
Source: RefSeq, a predicted model, not a curated record